This is a messenger RNA of Gastrolobium bilobum, 1490 nucleotides long. Its product is annotated as glycerophosphocholine acyltransferase 1-like. The coding region runs from base 95 to 1297 and encodes 400 amino acids. The transcript has 8 exons. The record is from RefSeq and is a predicted model, not a curated record. Gene Ontology annotation, biological process: phosphatidylcholine biosynthetic process. NCBI's taxonomy places the organism in Eukaryota, Viridiplantae, Streptophyta, Magnoliopsida, Fabales, Fabaceae.
UCAUGAAGUGUGUGUGUGAGUAUGUGAUAACCUUGGAACUUCGGAGCACCACCAUCUCUCUUCUCGAACGCGAGUUGGCGACUGUGUAGUAAAAAUGUCAGACAACGAAGAAGACCAUGCAACAGAGUAUACGAAUGGAGAUUCGCCUCCGAAGGUGAAACAGAGGUUCACAGAUAGAUCUAAGGAGAUACUGUCCAAACAAAAGCAACUGCUUUCAAAACAGGCGGUUAAGAUCGCCAAACAGGCUGAAGAACAUGAAAGGUUCAUCAACAAGGUGACGCAUCUUUUGGGGGUCCUUGGCUUUGGUGGGUUUUGCUUCAUCUUGGGGGCAAGACCCCAAGACACUCCCUAUGUAUAUUGUUUGUUCUACUUCACCUUUGUUCCUCUUCGUUGGAUAUACUAUAGGUUCUUGAAAUGGCAUUACUAUCUACUGGAUUUUUGUUAUUAUGCCAAUACAAUCUUCUUGGUUGGUCUUCUUUUUUAUCCGAGGAACGAGAAGCUUUUCAUGGUUUGCUUUUCUUUUGCUGAGGGGCCAUUGGCAUGGGCUUUGAUUGUUUGGCGCUGCGGCUUGGUUUUCAGCUCUCUUGACAAAAUUGUCAGUGUUCUUAUCCAUCUUUUACCUGGAAUAGUUUUCUUUACCAUUCGGUGGUGGAAUCCUGCAACCUUCGAAGCCAUGCAUCCAGAGGAAUCUGCUCGACGAGCUACAUGGCCUUAUGUUGAAGAUAAAUCAUAUCUCUGGACAUGGCUGUUUCUGGUACCCUUGGUAGUUUACAGUCUGUGGCAGGUCCUAUACUUCCUCAUUGUCAACGUCUUACGCCGGCAAAGGUUUUUAAGAGAUCCUGAAGUCAUGACUUCCUACAAGGAACUCUCGAAAAAAGCUCAGAAAGCAAACAAUAUAUGGUGGCGCUUAAGUGGGCUGCUUGGAGAUCAAAAUCGCAUGUUAAUGUACAUUUUUCUUCAGGGCGUAUUUACAGUGGCAACCAUGGCACUCACUGUCCCUAUAUUUUUGUCAUAUGAAUUGCAUGUAGUUUUCCAAAUACUCAAGGUUUCUGCGUCAGUAUGGAACGGAGGAAGCUUUCUUUUAGAAGUAAUGCCUAGGCAGGCAAUUCUCAAGGAGAAAAAGAAAUCAGAGAUGCAACCUGCCCAAGGUCAAUUAGAUCAAUCAUCCAUUGUGAUGGAAAAUCGUAGGAAGUUCAACAAUGCUGUUGGGACGGAAAAUGGAAUGAAGUUCAACAAUGCUGUGGGGACGGAAAAUGGUAUGAAGUUCAACAAUGCUGUUGGGACAUCCGACUCCUGAUUUACUGAACUAAUAAUAUCAAUGUCCUUUGUUGAGGUUGUAGUUGUAUUUGUGUCACUGAUAGGAUUUUGCAAAAUAAACGUGAUUUUGCAAAAGGAUUUUAUGCUUGGUUGUCUCAAACCAAUAAUUACUUAUAAUUUUAUAGUACUUUUUUCAAAAAAAAUAAUCAAUUAACUUGAAAUUUCUUUGGUGA